Messenger RNA from Oikopleura dioica, 1146 nucleotides. Lineage: Eukaryota; Metazoa; Chordata; Appendicularia; Copelata; Oikopleuridae. The record is from the annotation of a GenBank genome assembly.
AUGUGGCCAAAAUUUAUUUUUUUCCUUCUGCUACCAAGCGCAACGCCAAGACCAACAACAAAAACUACGACAAAAUCGGAUGAGCCAGAACUGCCAUUGAAUACGAGGGCAUACUGGAAAGGUCCGACAUCUGAUCCACAAGGCAAGUAUCCAAGAUCGUGCCAGGACAUUCUUGUUGACGCGGCGAAGGGGCCGCAUUGCAAGUUGCCGGAAGCUGGAAAAUAUAUUAUUCAGCCACGCCCCGGACUCAUGCCUAAGUGGGUAGACUGCAUGUUUGACCCAGAACGAGCGUACACUGUUAUUCAAAGUCGAUACGUUGGUGAAGUUUGCUUCAACCGAAACUGGGAUGACUAUGUAAUGGGUUUCGGGUGCCCUGUCGGAGUGGGCGAGUCUCCUGACUGGUACAACGACUAUCGAAGAGGGAACGAUGGAUUGGACCCUAAUCGCAAAGUCAGUGUUCCUGAUUCAAACACCUCUAUGUGCAAGAAGCCAUAUUAUAGCCCGUACCACUCUGACGACGGUUCCUACACGCCCGACGACUAUCCAAACACGUAUCGCGGCCCGAAUCCGCAACGCACUUUUAUGCUCCCAGAAUGCAAUGGAGAGCAGUGGUUGGGCCUAGAAUAUCAGUACUUCGUUCAAAAGUCUCACGGAGAAGGAGGAAGCAGACUCGUCGCUUACAUUGCAAGCGAUAGAAAAACGUAUCAGUACGUUACUUACGAGAAAUUCAUGAUCGGAAACUGGCAGAAGGACUAUGCAAUCAAGGAAAUUGACGGCUUUGAUGAAGACUUAGUGGACAUAACCGACAUGUUUCAGUUCUCGGGCAACAGUCUUUUAGGAGCGAAGUUUUCCACUGCUGAUAGAGAUAAUGACGGAACAGAGCAAAGAAACUGUGCUUCUGAGAGCGAGUCCGGAUGGUGGUUUAAUGACUGCAACCCAUCAAAGGUUAAUCUAAAUGGAAUGUAUCAUGGAUCUGCUUCUGUCCCUGUCGAGCAUGACGUUAAAACCGGUCUUCCGAUUCAGCCGACUCCAAACGAUGGCAUUUUCUGGAAAAAUCCAAAUCGCAAAUGGGAGUCACUAAGAAUGACAAAGAUAUUGAUUGGACCGACUGAGACUGUGGAUUUUCCCUGCUUAUAUGAAGAAUAA